This is a messenger RNA of Aspergillus calidoustus, 1086 nucleotides long. NCBI's taxonomy places the organism in Eukaryota, Fungi, Ascomycota, Eurotiomycetes, Eurotiales, Aspergillaceae. The record is from the annotation of a GenBank genome assembly.
AUGGCCACACAAGCAGCGACCGCAGCGCGGCAGUUUUGGGAUGGCGCCAACCCGGCUGCCCAGCAUAAGCGCACCCUGGCGCUCCUCGAUCCCACUAAGAUGGGCACCUGGCAGAUUGUCCGUCGUCCGCCUAUCGAGAAAGGAGCCGUGAUCCAGGGGUUGGUUCGUGCGCGGAACUCGAAUGCGUUCAAGACACAUCAGUGGAAGGAAGGUGUGCGCUUAAAAAAGGCCCUGAGUGCCGUGACACACGGCAAGAACAUCUUUGUCUAUCACAAUAUUCGCACGAACCAGGUGGUUUACUCGUUGACGCGGUAUCUGGAGAAAAACAAUGUCCUCAAACAGCUCAUCUACCACGGCAAAAAGACCGUCCCAGCAACCCUCCGAAAAGACAUGUGGGCCCCCUACUACUCCGUCCACUUCCAAGACAGCAAAGUCGGCCUCCGCGCCUUCCACCUCCUCCGUGAAUUCUCCAAGCAACGCCAGCUCGACCCGCCACGGGAGAUGAUCACAAUCACAGAAAAGUACCUGAACCAGAAGCGACCACGGGACCCGACAAAGGCCAAGGAGUUUGACGAGAAAUACGCCGACAAACUCGGCUGGCUCAUGGAGAAGAAGGACAGGGCCCGCGCCGUAAUGGACCAAAAGGCCACCAGCGUCGCCGACAUCGCGGCCGUCAUCGCAAUCCAGGAGAAGGAAAUCGAGGACGGAUUUGGCGAAUACAACCGCGGCCCUAUCAGCAUCAACGCACGGAAGCGCCGCGCAGCCGCCCGCAGAAAGGAAGCAGCCAAGGCCGCCGAGCACGCGGAGCGCAUCGCCAAAUUCACAAAGGCCAUCAGCUCGCCAAUCGCCGAGUUUAAGGUCGUGGAUCCCAAGGAGACCGACAACGCCGACGUGGUCGAGGCCGACACCGUCAAGAUCCUCUGGAACGACAUGCACGACGCCCGCCACGCACAGAGCUGGCCUAUCAAGGUCGUCCAUGGGGAGUUGGAUCUGAGCCGCGACCACGUUAUGGCGGGCCAGAAGCCCAUCAAGGGGGAGGUUCUUGCGAGCUAUGGAUUCAAGGAGAGGGAAGUUUCUGCUAACUAA